AGUAACCAGAGAACAGGGCGUGUCUGGAGGAGCUGAGUCUUGUCACCUCGGCUCACCUGGGACGGCUCUGCUCACGGCGUUCUAAACUAAGAGUUUAAUGUCGUCUGGACGGCUCGUUUGAGCUGAUCGGGAACAUGUACACGUCCGGCAGGCGGAUGAGCCUCCACGAGGUGAAGAGGAAGGACCCUGUGUGGGUUUCGGCCGGAGGUCUGUGUCAGGAUGCCCCGGGGUUCAGCAAGGCGCCCCCGUCCCCACGGGGUCCCAGCCGGGCUCUGUCAGUGGCCUAUAUCCUGAUCCAGGACGCAUCGCUGCCGCAGACCGAGGAGAACCUGUCCCUCAAGUGUCUGAAGGAAGCCUGCGCUGACGUCCACGCCGUGUUCAAGACCAUCUCCUUCGAGAGGAUCUCUCUGGGCACCACCGACAUCCUGGAUAGUUUCUACAACGCAGACGUGGCGGUGGUUGAGAUGAGCGACACCUUCUGCCAGCCGUCCCUGUUCUACCACCUCGGCGUGCGGGAGAGCUUCAGCAUGACCAACAACGUCAUCCUGUACUGUUAUAAAUCCAAAAGCAAAAGCGACGUCCACGCUAUCAAGGAGCAGUGUGGGUCCUACACCUUCAUCCCCUACGUGGUGUCUCCGGGGGGCCGGGUGCUGGCCUGUGACGUGGGCCUGAUGAGGGGUCUGGAGGAGCUCAUCAGCCUCACCAUGGAGCCGCUGCUGACCCCCCUGGUGGAGCGGCUGGUGUCCCUGCUGGAGGGGCUCAACGUCCAGACCAGUGAGUACUUCCGGGAGUCGGUGCGUCUGGAGAUCCGGACGGCCCGGGAGCGGUUCACCGGGGCCCAGCUGAGCCAGGAGCUGUCCCGGAUCCAGAACCGUCUGGACACCGUGGACCUGCUGACGCCCGACAUCAUCAUCAACCUGCUGCUGUCCUACCGCGACGUCCAGGACUACGAUGCGAUCAUCAAGCUGGUUGAGACUCUCUCGACCCUGCCCAUGAGCAAGGUGGCAGCCAACGACAACAUCAAGUUCCACUACGUCUUCGCCCUCAACAGGAGGAACGGGCCAGGGGACCGCGCCCGGGCCCUGAGCGUGAUCCUGCCCAUGGUCGGCUCGGAGGACCGCGCGGCGUCCGACGCCUACUGCAUGUGUGGCCGCAUCUACAAGGACGCCUUCAUCAGCUCCGGCUUCAGCGACCACAGCAGCCGAGAUCAGGCCUGCUACUGGUACGGGAAGGCCUUUGAGGUGGAGCCCAGCCUCCACUCUGGGAUCCAUAACGUGGUUCUCCUGAUGGCAGCCGGCCACGAGUUCGACACGUCCAUCGAACUCCGCAAGAUAGGUGUGACCCUGAGCAGCCUGUUGGGGAGGAAGGGCAGCCUGGAGAAAAUGCAGGACUAUUGGGACGUGGGUCUGUAUCUGGGCGCCAGCAUCCUGGCCAACGACCACAAGAAGGUGAUCGAGGCCUCGGAAAAACUCUACCGCCUCAACGCUCCCAUCUGGUACGUGGGCUCCAUCAUGGAGACCUACAUCAUCUACAGACAGUUCGCCAAGCCGCCACAACUCCGCUCCCCUAAGCAGGACACGGUCAACUUCUGGAUGGAGCUCCACCUCCAAGCCUGCAAACCCACUGUCUCCACGGACCGCUGCCCGGUCCUCAUCCUGGAGCCCACCAAGGUGCUGCAGCCAGCGGUGGUCAGCGUGAGCGAGGAGGACCAGAGCAGAACCCUCCAGCUCCAGCAUGUCACCCCGCUGGAGAAAGGUCUCCACCGCUGGUCCUUCCCUGCCUCCUCCAUCAGAGUCGUCAGCGUCUCUAAGAACGAUGAGCGCAGCUGCUUCCUGUUCGUCCACCACAACUCUGACGACUUCCAGCUCUGCUUCCCCACGCCGCUGCACUGCAAAGGGUUCUGUGAGCUGGUCAACUCUCUGCUGCAGUCCGCCCUGCCUGCGGCCCCGGACCACGACCGCCUCACGGGAGAGGUCCUGGAGUACAUGUAUGAGACCACUGCGGAGGGGGAGAAGGUGGUCCUGGGGAAGGGGACCUACGGGGUGGUCUACGCAGGCCGGGACCUCAGUAACCAGGUCCGGAUCGCCAUCAAGGAGAUCCCCGAGAAGGACAGCUCGUACUCCCAGCCCCUCCAUGAGGAGAUCUCUCUCCACCGCCGUCUGAAGCACCGGAACAUCGUGCAGUACCUGGGCUCCGUCAGCGAGGCCGGCUUCAUCAAGAUCUUCAUGGAGGAGGUUCCUGGAGGCAGCCUCUCCUCCCUCCUGCGCUCUAAGUGGGGUCCUCUGAAGGACAACGAGGCCACCGUCGUCUUCUACACCAAACAGAUCCUGCAGGGCCUCCUCUAUCUCCAUGACAACCAGAUCGUCCACCGAGACAUCAAGGGAGACAAUGUGCUGAUCAACACCUACAGCGGGAUCCUGAAGAUCUCCGACUUCGGGACGUCCAAGCGCCUGGCGGGCAUCAACCCCUGCACCGAGACCUUCACCGGGACCCUGCAGUACAUGGCUCCUGAGAUCAUCGACCAGGGCCCGCGGGGCUACGGCAAGCCGGCGGACAUCUGGUCCCUGGGCUGCACCAUCAUAGAGAUGGCCACCGGGAAGCCCCCCUUCCACGAGCUGGGCAGCCCCCAGGCCGCCAUGUUCAAGGUGGGGAUGUUUAAGAUCCACCCGCGGGUCCCAGAGAGCAUGUCCUCCCAGGCGAAGACCUUCAUCAUGGGCUGCUUCGAGCCCGACCCCCACCACCGCGCCACCGCCAAGCUCCUCCUCCGGGACCUCUUCCUCGUCUCCUCCAGGAGGCGCGCCGGCCCACCCCACGAGCAGGAGCCCAGGGAGGCCCCCUCAGACCUCCAUCGCAGCCUCUCCGUCCCGGUCACGGUGUACGUGGAGGACACCGACUCGGUGGACUCUCUGGACCUCAGCCUCUCGCUGGACCUCCGGCGCCACAGCCCCGCCCCCGGCGGCGAGGACACGCCCCCCUCCGGCAGCUUCCUGCUCGCCCCUGGCUCCGCCCCCCUGGCGCCCGGCUCUCCGGCGGCGGCGGGCGAGAGCCCCGGUCUCUUCCUUCUGCGUAAGGACAGCGAGCGUCGUGCCACGCUGCACCGCGUGCUGAGCGACCACAUCGGGCCCGUGGUCGCACACGUCCAGGACGCCCUGCCCACGCUUGGUGGGGGGUCUGUGCUGACGGCGGAUCACAUCCUGCACCUGAUUGGCUGCCUGCGGGACCACAUCCGCUCCCCCGACCGGAGGGUCCUGACCUGCAGUCUGCUGGAGCUGCGAGCCGCGCUGCUGGCCGCCGCAGUACCGGCCAGCAGCCUGCAGGCCGCGCUGUUCAGCUUCCAGGACGCCGUGAAGAAGGUUCUCCGCCAGCAGCAGGUCAAACCUCACUGGAUGUUUGCUCUGGACAACCUGCUGAGACAGGCCGUUCAGGAGGCCAUCACCGUGCUGCUGCCAGAGCUGAAGCUCCAGCUGCAGUCGUCCUUUGAGGGUGAGGAGGCGGGCUCUCCCCCAGAGCAUCUCGGCAUUCCCGCCUCCGGCCCGGAGGCGGAGCAGGACGCCGCCUGCCAACCCCCGGAGACGGGGGACCCGGACGGUCACCAUGACGACAGCAGUGGUCACCAUAACGACCACCUCCCCUCCUGUCCGCUGAGCCUCCAGCUGGCCGAGCUUCGGCAGGAGACACAGAGGCUCCUGAACCAGCUGACGGAGAAGGAGACGGAGUACCAGGACCUCCUCAGAACCUCGGUCCAGAGGAAGCACCAGGAGAUACAGGUCCUGAAGACCUGCUCCACCUCCACCAGCGACGCCUCCUCCUUCUCUACAGACGGCCCGCUGGCUCCUCAGGUGGACUGUCCUGCUCCUGAGGACCAGGCCCUGGUCCGCUGGCUCAGAGCGGUCCCUGUAGACCAGGACACGGUCCACAAGCUGCUCCACCAUCACUUCUCCCUGGACUGUCUGCUGGAGGACUCCUGCAGAGACGACCUGGUGUACUGCGGCAUAAGGGGCGGGAUGCUGUGCCGCGUCUGGGCGGCGGUCACGACGGCCAGGAACGCCGGUCUGAGCACCAUCAGGGAGGAGAGCAGGAGGGCAGUGUGUUGAGGAGCCAGGGGGAGGAGCCAGGACCAGGGGGAGGAGCCAUUAGAGCCACGCCCACAGCGACAGCAGCAGCUGUGGUGAACAGGGCGGUCACGACGGCCAGGAACGCCGGUCUGAGCACCAUCAGGGAGGAGAGCAGGAGGGCAGUGUGUUGAGGAGCCAGGGGGAGGAGCCAUUAGAGCCACGCCCACAGCGACAGCAGCAGCUGUGGUGAACAGGGCGAUUACGACGGCUGCUUCUGACUGGUGUUGGGGGGUCAGGACGGUCCCUCCCCUCGGGGUGCCCUGGGUGAGAGAGCAGUGCAUUGUGGUCCUUUAGUCUGGUAGCUCUGGGCUCAGCUUAUUGACAACAUGGAGAGCAGGAGAAGCUUUAUACUUCAGAUGUCAUAUAUUUCAAACGGAGAGGUAGUUUUCUAUGAGGUUAUGGUUGUUUUUCUGUCAAUAGUUGACCUUUUGGUUUCUAUUCCUCAGGGUAUGGGUUUCAAAAUUGACUUUCAAACUGUUUUUAUUCUGUCUGCCUGAAAGAUAUAUUUGAUUGCAGUUCUGUAGGGCAGGAGCUUAGUAAUUAAUUAUUAUUUCUUAACAUGUGAUUGUUAUUGCAGGUUUUAAAGACAACAUCUUCUGUUUUGCCAAAGGUUACAUUUAUUUGUCACACCAAACCAUGGAUGUCCAGAGAGAAGGGAUCCACGAGACUUAGAGACUUAGAGCAGAAGGGAUCCACCAGACUUAGAGACUUAGAGCAGAAGGGAUCCACCAGACUUAGAGACUUAGAGGAGAAGGGAUCCACCAGACUCAGAGACUUAGAGGAGAAGGGAUCCACCAGACUUAGAGACUUAGAGCAGAAGGGAUCCACCAGACUUAGAGACUUAGAGCAGAAGGGAUCCACCAGACUUAGAGACUUAGAGCAGAAGGGAUCCACCAGACUCAGAGACUUAGAGCAGAAGGGAUCCACCAGACUCAGAGACUUAGAGCAGAAGGGAUCCACCAGACUCAGAGACUUAGAGCAGAAGGGAUCCACCAGACUCAGAGACUUAGAGCAGAAGGGAUCCACCAGACUCAGAGACUUAGAGCAGAAGGGAUCCACCAGACUCAGAGACUUAGAGCAGAAGGGAUCCACCAGACUUAGAGGAGAGAGUGAUCCCUCUGCUGCCCCUGACUGACAGCUGUCUGCUGGUUACCAUGGGGACACGUUUAGGUACUGAGUUUUACGACGGUCUUCGGUCUACUGGUGGUCCGAGGUUUUCUACGUCUCGAUGUCUUUAGGAACCAAAGCAUGUUGUCAAUAAAGAUUAAUACUGAAAC
Molecule: messenger RNA, 5392 nt
Organism: Gadus chalcogrammus (walleye pollock)
Lineage: Eukaryota; Metazoa; Chordata; Actinopteri; Gadiformes; Gadidae
Product: mitogen-activated protein kinase kinase kinase 5
Exons: 28
Coding region: 135-4094 (1319 amino acids)
Biological process (GO): protein phosphorylation; MAPK cascade; cellular response to stress
Molecular function (GO): ATP binding; MAP kinase kinase kinase activity
Source: RefSeq, a predicted model, not a curated record